AUGCUUGCCGCCUCGCUGCUGUGCCUUCUAGCCGCGGCCACGCUGGGCGCGGCCUCCCCCACACGCCGCUACAUCGACCACGUCGUCCACGAGAGCCUCGAGCACACGCCAGUGCAGUGGACGAAGCGGGAGGACUUCGCUCUGAAUCCUGGUGCGCGGCUGCCCCUACGGUUUGGCCUGCGGCAGCAGAAUCUCCAUCGCAUGUACAAGUUCAUCGACGGCGUGUCCAACCCGCAGAGCAAGAGCUACGGGCAGCACUGGACGCACGAGCAGGUGACUAGCACGUUCGCGCCUAGCGACGAGAGCAUUGCAGCCGUGACGGAGUGGCUGCUGGAGAACGGCAUCGCGGACCACCGAAUUGAGGUGGGGUCGUCACGGCUCUGGAUCUCAGUCAACUCGACCGUGGAGGAGGCCGAAAUGCUGCUGCACACCAAGUACCACGCGUACGACCAUGACACCACGGGCCAAGGGUACGUGGCUUGCGAGGGAUUGUACAGCAUUCCACAGGUGCUGAGCGAGCACCACGUCGACCUGAUCGUGCCAACGCUGCACUUUGACGUGCCUCUGCGUGCGCCGACAGACGGCGAGCGACGCCGCCGGGGCGAACGUGAUGACAAGAGGAGCCUCGACCUCAGCCUCGCCCACCCUCUUGCUAUCUACAGCCCGCAGCCACCGGCUGGUGGCGAAGACCUGGACAGUUGCAACAUCACCAUGACCCCGACCUGCCUGCGCACGCUGUACUCGUUCCCGCCGGCCAAGCGGGCCGCUAAAAGCAACUCGUACGGCAUCGCUGAGUUCUCACCCGCGUCGUACUUGGGCUCUGACCUGGAUUUGUAUUUUAGCGAGUACUCGCCCAAGCUGGUUGGCCAGCGGCCCAUCCAGGUCGGCAUCGACGGCGGCGCUGAGCAGAAUGCUACGUACGGCUUCAACUUCCAGGGCAGGAUCAACCUCAACCUCCAGAUAGCCAUGACGCUCGUCGCGCCGCAGAAGGUGACCCUUCUGCAGGCUGGUGACGACAUCGUAGGCGCCUCCUUCAACACCGUGCUCGAUGCCUUGGAUGCUUCCUAUUGCACCUACGAGGGCGGCGAAGACCCGACCCUGGACCCCACCUACCCGGACCAGCAGCCCAGCGGCUACGAUGGGCCCAAGUCUUGCGGUAUCCCGAAGCCCCCGGGCGUGCUGACGACACCGGUUAGCUUGAGCGAGGCCCAGCUAACCCCGUUCUACGAGGACCGACAGUGCCACGACUACGCCAAGCUUGGAUUGAUGGGCACAACCGUGCUGUACUCGGCGAGCGACUACGGUGUCGCUGGCGUUGGAAACCGCUGCCUAUCUGAUGACGGCAGCGAAGUCGUCGGCAGCGGCCGCUACAAUCCGACUUUCCCAGGCGGGUGCCCAUACGUAACCAGCGUGGGCGUGACGCAGGUGAUACUGGGCAUCAACAUCACGGCCGCCCUGGCCAAGGGCGAGCAGGUCGAGAAGGCCAUGUCGCUGGGCCACAUCUUCCCCGGCUUUGGCUACAGCGGCGGUGGCUUCAGCAACGUGUUUGCGAUGCCGGCGUAUCAAGAGCACGCCGUGCACCGCUACUUGGCCUCGCCAAACCUCUCCUCAAUCAGCCAGUACUUCAACAGCACGGGCCGGGCGCGCGCGUUCCCGGACGUCUCCGCCAACGGCGUCGACGGCCAGGUCCUCCGCAGCUCCAGCGCCAGCUGCUCGGCGACAACAUUCGGCAGUUUGAUCACGCAGAUCAACGGCGAGCGUUUGGCUCCUGGCAAGAGCACCGUCGGCUUCAUCAACCCAGCCCUGUACGCGUUCCACGAGGUGCUUAAGGACGUGGCUAUAGGCAGCAGUCCUGGUUGCGGCACGGACGGUUUCCCCGCCGUCGAGGGCUGGGACCUCGUCACAGGCCUUGGCACGCCCAUCUACCCCAGGAUGCUGGAGCUGUUCAUGUCGCUGCCGUGAGCCGAGUGCAAAUGCCCGCAUGACACGACGUACAAGUGAAUCUCUGCGGGUAUAUGGUACAAUCUCACCCCCGGAAAUGGGUCCCGUUUAUCCCGCAGAUAUGUACGCUAAGCUAGAACUCUAGACAAAAAAAUCAAUCACACAGGCACUUUCUCUGAGCCUGUUUUGGAUUAGCUGACUUCACGAACUCUCAUGUUGUUACUGUGACUCGCGC
Molecule: messenger RNA, 2176 nt
Organism: Pseudogymnoascus verrucosus
Lineage: Eukaryota; Fungi; Ascomycota; Leotiomycetes; Thelebolales; Thelebolaceae
Exons: 3
Coding region: 1-1962 (653 amino acids)
Biological process (GO): proteolysis
Molecular function (GO): tripeptidyl-peptidase activity; serine-type endopeptidase activity
Source: RefSeq, a predicted model, not a curated record